Molecule: messenger RNA, 2418 nt
Organism: Penicillium manginii
Lineage: Eukaryota; Fungi; Ascomycota; Eurotiomycetes; Eurotiales; Aspergillaceae
Product: putative TBC domain protein
Exons: 3
Coding region: 1-2418 (805 amino acids)
Source: RefSeq, a predicted model, not a curated record
AUGGUGGAAGAGGCCCCUGUAUCGCUAUCGCCCUCGACCGUUCGCCCGGAGUCACGCCCGACGAUUCGCGCCGUCCCCUCUAACGAUUCCCUCGCUGUGCGACGCCCCUCCGCCAUUCGUUCGGUCUCACUGCCCACUGACAAUGCGCCACCGGAACCCAAUGGCCGAUUGCUGAGUACGAGUGCCUCCCCAGGCUUCGACGAUCGUCCCGCCACCGCGGUCGCGGGGCAGGACAACGCCAGACACGAGGGGAAUCUGAGACCUUUCACAUCCUCGGGCAAUGAAAGCCGGUCAAGAUUCUCUGAGGAUGGUCGAUUUGGCGACAACGCGCCUUCUUUGCGCAGUGUCCCAAGUAUCGUUCUCAACGACGGGAGCGCUCGCCCAAGCUCGCGCCCGGGGUCUCGACCAGGAUCGCGCUGGUCGGAGCGGAAAUGGGGCGGAUUGAGAAAGAGGUCGGCCGAAUUGGAACGGAAGAUGAGCAUGGAAGAGACCCCUCCAGUGCCCCAGAUUGAACCAUCCUUCAGUGGGAUCAGCUUGGACAUUCCUUCGGCCUCCCUAAACGGAUUGGAUAAGACAAUGAAAUUCUCACACCGCGGCAGUCUCAUUCGAGACCAAUCAAAUCGGCCGCGCCCUGGAAAAAGGCUAGAGAAGCGAAUGGAAUCUCCCUCUGAGCAGGAACAGGAACAAGAACAGGACCCCGAGCCGCAGUCGGAGACUCAGUCAAUCCAACAAGAUGUCGAGAUAUCACCUGAACCAACCCCCUCGACCGGCACAAAUGACACCGACACCAGUCUGCCAAAGCCGACCCCACGCCCCCAGAAACCACAGGGUACCCUUCGCCCUCGACAGACCAGUCUUCAGAGUAGAGCCAUCUCUGCCGACGAGGAUAUGCUCUCCCGGAGAGUUCGAUUGAUGUAUGAUAGAGGAGAUGACAAAGUAACUGACUCCGACGUUGCAAAAUCGAUCGCUGCGGACAACGGUGUUCUUUGGGAGGAGGGUGCUACUUCAGAUGUAGAAACCGCUUCUACCCCCGGACCCCAAGCACCGGAACCCGAGUCUAAAGGUCGAGCCUCAGAAGAAGUCAAGCGGACGAGAAUGAAACGGGAGACCCAGGAGCUCGCAGGUGGCAUUGAAUACUGGCAAAAUGUUGGCGCUGAAGACGUGGAUCGCUACGGCUUCAUUCAUUUUCCCCCAAAGAAUGGAGCCGCGCCUCAUCCGAUCCAAAGGGUCACCACGAGCCUCUUAAUUGCCUCCGAGUCACCGCGUCGCAAACGUUCUAUUCGGCCAUCGAGCAAUCGAUCUUCUAGUGCUCGGUCGCCUACCCGCAAUCUCUCUACAAGCUCUGCAACAGCUCGCCCGUCUUCCUCGGCUAGUACAAUCAGUGCGCCGAUCCGGCGUUCAACAUCUCGUCUACGCUCCGCAACCAAUCACCUGCCCCACAACAGAGAUCGCAAGUUUACGGACGAGGCCGCUGACAUGCUCACUGUCCCAGAUGGGAAUACUGGCGAUGGACAAGACGCUGCGGCCGCGCGUGCGAUGCGGAGAAAGGAGUGGGAACGUGAGGACAAGUGGACCAAAAUGGCCAAACCUACGAAAAAAGGUCGCGAUGGUGGAGGCAUGAAGUUUGAAUUUGAUACGCAGAGUAGCAAACUCAUCGAGCGAACAUGGAAAGGAAUCCCAGACCGCUGGCGUGGAACGGCUUGGUAUUCGUUCCUCGAGGCGAGUGCUAAGCGACAUCCUAACAGUCCAUCUGAAGAAGAGCUCAUUGAUGCAUUUCACGAAUUACAAUAUGUUUCUUCGCCGGACGAUGUUCAAAUUGAUAUCGACGUGCCACGUACCAUCUCCAGCCACAUCAUGUUUCGUCGACGAUACCGUGGUGGGCAGAGGCUUCUCUUCCGGGUGCUUCAUGCCAUGUCGUUAUAUUAUCCCGAUACCGGUUACGUGCAAGGCAUGGCAGCUCUUGCUGCCACACUCUUAGCGUAUUAUGACGAGGAGCAUGCUUUUGUCAUGAUCGCCCGGCUCUGGCAGCUUCGCGGUUUGGAACAGCUCUAUAAAUCUGGAUUUGCGGGGCUUAUGGAGGCUUUGGAAGAUUUUGAACGAGAAUGGCUGGCUGGCGGUGAAGUGGCCUCAAAGCUGAACGAAGUGGGAAUUCCACCCACAGCCUAUGGCAGACCUGCGACCGCUUCUGCAAAAGGCCCGAAGAAAAACCCCGGCACCUUUGGACAGGGCCUGGACGUGCUCCACGCCACCUCUGCUGCUCUCAUAGAUGGCAUGCGCGAUAUAAUUUUGGAAUCCGACUUUGAGAACAUAAUGAAAGUUCUGACUAGUUGGGUUCCCAUCAAGGACACCGAACUCUUCAUGAGGGUAGCAAAGGCCGAAUGGAAGGUCCAUCGUCGCCGAAAAUUGCCCACCCAUUGA